Paraglomus brasilianum is the source of this 804-nucleotide messenger RNA. Lineage: Eukaryota; Fungi; Glomeromycota; Glomeromycetes; Paraglomerales; Paraglomeraceae. The record is from the annotation of a GenBank genome assembly.
AUGUCUGAAAAUAAAGUCGAUGAGACUAAUUCGUCCGAGGCCGACGGACCAUCUGACAAGCAAUCGCUAGCUUCUCGGUUCACAAAUGCGAAUCUUCGACUGGCAAUUGUCCCAUUCCUCGAUAACUAUGUCAAAAGUUGUGCCUGGUCGUCUGACCCACCAUCAACCAUUAUUCCUGGCUUCCUUUACUUGGGCGAUGCUAGCAGUUCUGCGUGGCUUCCACAUCUAAUAGAUCUUUCAAUUACACAUGUAAUUAAUCUUGCUGGGUCUUCCAACUUCUGGGAAUCAAGUGAGACCAUUAAGCAGGAAUUCCAAAGACUCAGCAUGAAUAAACAGACUGACGAUAAAUUAAAGGUUGAAGCGUCUGAAACCCAUUUAAAUUCUCGUAUAGAUGGUACGUUUACCGACGAACAUACGCGGCCGCUUGUUGAUUCCAGAUCGCCGAGCUUUCUGCCGCCCAAGUAUCUUAAAAUCAGAAUAGCAGACAUGCCAUCUGCUCGUAUAUCUGAACAUUUUGAUGGCUGCAUUAAAUUCAUUGAAUCAGCGAAAGAGAAUGGUGGGCGCGUGCUUGUGCAUUGUCAAGCGGGUGUGAGUAGGUCAACUUCUAUUGUUAUUGCAUUCUUGAUGCAUUCACAAAGGAUCUCUUAUGAGCAAGCGUUUUGCAUUGUCAAACAAAAGAGACAAGUUGUAAAGCCUAACGCAGGUUUCGUAAGACAAUUGCGAGAAUUUGAGGUGAGCCUUUGUAUUGAGAAGGAGAAUAUGGAUCAUACAUCAACGAUGGAACAAUGCAUUUUGGAUGUGUAA